Messenger RNA from Brenthis ino (lesser marbled fritillary), 1215 nucleotides. The record is from the annotation of a GenBank genome assembly. Lineage: Eukaryota; Metazoa; Arthropoda; Insecta; Lepidoptera; Nymphalidae.
AUGAGUAAAAGAAAUAUUACAUUUAAAUUCAUCAUGGAAAACAAAUCUGAAGAAUCUACGUCACCCGAGAAAACAAUAUUCACUGCUAUAGCCCAAGGUGACCUGACUCAAUUCAAGAAUAUUCUCGCGCAACAUAAAGGAAACGUCGAUUUCUUUGACGAAAAUGGUAUGACGGCACUUCAACAUGCUGCUUAUAAGGGUAGCAAGGAUAUGGUGCAAUUAUUACUCGACAGGGGUGCGGACGUUAAUUCAGGGAAGCAUGAGUACAAUUAUACAGCGCUACAUUUUGGUGCUCUUUCGGGAAACUCUGAAGUCUGUAAGUUACUUUUAGAUGCUGGUGCUAAGCCUACUGCUACAAACUCUGUAGGACGCACUGCAUCCCAAAUGGCUGCAUUUGUUGGUAAUCAUCAUACCGUUGCAACAAUAAACAACUAUGUUCCAUCAAGUGAGAUUUCCUACUACUCAGUACCUCAGGGUCAGCAGGCUGAACCGUAUUUGCCACCCUUCUUAGUAGAACCUCUUCACAAGUUAGUUCUUGGUGUCAACAUUCACCCUGUCCGAUUAGCUUUAAACCUGCAGCAUAUGCCAACUUUAUUAGAUAAUGCUGAUAAAGUAAGCAAAGUGUUGGAAAUGCUCUGUAAAAGGGAAAUGACAAGAGGUAGUGAUACUAACGAAGUGAUGGCAUUUAAAUAUCAUUAUCUUGCUUAUAUUUUAAAAGAAAUAAACAAUAUAAGAGAUAAACAAAAACCUAAUUCUGAUAAUAAAGAGGACAAGAAACAUGAUAUUGUAGAAGUGUUUGCUAAGAAGCUUUUAAAGCCUGGUAAAGAUGGAAUGUCUUUAGAUCUGAUGGACUCCUUCCUUAAAGAUUGCGUACGUGAAUUUCCAUAUAGAGACAGCACAACUUUUCACCAAAUGGUCAGUUCUUUGACAAGUAAAGACCCACCACCAGCUCUUUCUGUCAUCAACUGUACAAUAAAUGGACAAAGAGGUUUUGUGGAUGCAAUACCUUAUUGUAGUACUUGCGGUGAAGAGAAACCAGCUAAAAAGUGCUCAAAAUGCAAAACAGUUCAAUACUGUGACAGAGAAUGCCAGCGCUUACAUUGGUUUGUUCAUAAGAAAGCUUGUAACAGAGAAUCUAGCAUUCCUGUGUCUAACACUAAACCUAAUAUUGAUGCAACCGAGUUGACCUCUGAGCUGCAAAACCUAGUAGCUGGA